UAUGCGCAACAGCCUCCAAAGCGCGCACAGUCCAUUCUGACCAUGAAGCGAAUUUUAAACUUUAUGUACUUUAGUUAAACAGACGCGUGCAAUAGCAAGUUUUUGAAAAUAACAGUAGGCUAAUUCCUAUUUAUGCUGCAUUUGCAAGUCUUGGUUUGGGACUGAGAAGUUUUUGGUGAUGGGCAUGGCUGUACUCUGGGGCUUCCCGGUGAAUUUUCUUCAUGUCUGGCUUACCCUGGUGAUCUGCGGCCAGUGUGCUUUGGCUUUUUCGGUCGCUGGACAACAGGAGACAACAUGUGAGGCGAACGGCAGUGUUUAUUAUGAGGGCGAAUGGUAUUUUUUAGACUCAGAUCAUUGCACCCAGUGCGAAUGUACAGCAGAAGGGUCUGCUUGCGCGCGGACUGAGUGCACAUCCCUGCCUGCCGCCUGCAUCCAUGUCAGCCAUUACCCGACAGACUGCUGCCCGAGAUGCGAGAAGAUCGGCUGCGAGUACGUGGGAGAAGUCUACGAACUGGGCCAACAAUUUCAGCCGUCAGCAUGUGAGCAGUGCACCUGUCACAGCGACGGCAUCGCCUGCUGUCAGGUAGCAGACUGUGCCCCUCCACCAUGUGUUAAUCCAGUCUAUCAGACAGGGAAAUGCUGCCCUCAGUGCAAGGAUGAUGGGACGGUUCAGAUGCCGGGCCAUGUGCUAGGCCAGUUUCCGCAGCUGAAAUGAGAUAAGGCUUCUAAUGAGUUGAGCUUCAGCCGUAUUGUUUUCUCUGUAUACUGUGAAGUAUGAAGGUAAUUACAGUGUUUACCGAGAGCAAAUAUAAGGCAGGCAUGUAGGCAGCCAAAACAACACACAUAAAUCAAAGCAUGUACUUCACCAAUGUGAUAAAUGGUCAGCUCCUCAAAUGAUGUUGCAUUUUUAUUGAUAAAAAUUGCCUCUGUGGGGGAAAAUGUUAAAUUAAGUUUUCUGUUAAUCUAAAGUAACUUCCAAAUUAAAGUAAAACCUUAUCUUAAAAGUUAAACACUCUAAAAAAGCAAUGUGCCAGUAUCUACACUCCAAGGCUUCCUAAUUAGUGGCGCUUGCUGAGGUUUUUCAAAAACUCCUGACCUUAAGUAUUUAAAUUCUGCGCAUAACUUGUCCAGCACAGUUUGUGCUACUGACAUGAAUGACACCGCAAGUUGUGCAGAUUUUUGAGGAGAGUGUUCUAUUACUUUUCUAAGCAUCCUGAAUUUAGAGUUUGGCAAUUCGGAUGAUAAAACAAAAGAGAAAAGAUCCAGAAUUAUAUAGACUUGAGAGGCUUUUCUUACUUGGACUAGUAAGCAACCACUUAGCAACACCCAGAACACCAUUGCCGCACAGUAAGAAAAAGCUUAAAACCACCUAAGCAAUUGCAUAGCAACACUGUAGUACAGUGGUUCUUGAAACAUAUCACAAAAAUAAUUAUAGUUAAAUAAUAUCAUUAGACCCGCUGUCUCUCUAUAUUAAGAUGGGAUAGGAAAAAAUAUUUUAACUGAAAAAAUUACACACUUCACCUUUAACUACAGACAAUG
Messenger RNA from Sinocyclocheilus anshuiensis, 1539 nucleotides. RefSeq names its product von Willebrand factor C domain-containing protein 2-like. Gene Ontology annotation, molecular function: protein binding. The record is from RefSeq and is a predicted model, not a curated record. Bases 179 to 715 code for a protein of 178 amino acids. Gene Ontology annotation, cellular component: AMPA glutamate receptor complex. Gene Ontology annotation, biological process: negative regulation of BMP signaling pathway. Lineage: Eukaryota; Metazoa; Chordata; Actinopteri; Cypriniformes; Cyprinidae. The transcript has 3 exons.